Drosophila gunungcola (fruit fly) is the source of this 2220-nucleotide messenger RNA. Its product is annotated as nose resistant to fluoxetine protein 6-like. NCBI's taxonomy places the organism in Eukaryota, Metazoa, Arthropoda, Insecta, Diptera, Drosophilidae. The record is from RefSeq and is a predicted model, not a curated record. Gene Ontology annotation, molecular function: acyltransferase activity, transferring groups other than amino-acyl groups. Bases 16 to 2166 code for a protein of 716 amino acids. The transcript is spliced from 9 exons.
CAUAGACCAAUCGACAUGGUCAACAUUAGAUUAACCACUCAGCUCCUACUGAUGUCCUUGGCGCUAGCUAGCGCUAGUUUUGGUCUGAAACCCCCUAAAGCCUCUUUACUGGACCUCGUUAGCCCUCAGACCUUCCACACGAUUUCCGGGCUAAGACGCCUACCGGUGGAGUUCCUCAACCACUACCAGAACCUAACAAUUUUCAAACUGGCACAGGACCUGUAUCGGGAUCAGGACACUCGACUACCGUCUGCGGAUGAUCUGCAAUGCCUCGCAGAUCUACAAGCACUGGCGAAAGAUGUGUCGACAGCAAAGGUCUGGGCCCUGAAAAUGAUCGACUCGUGGGGCACACUGCCCUCGGGAAUCCUUUACGGCAACCUGAUCGAUCUGGGGAACUUUGACGAGUGCCUAGGCAUAGAGCACUCUGUGACCACCAGUCACAGUGUCCAGGGCAAGUACUGCCUCGCGAGGAUUGCACUUGCCCCUAGUAUUUCGCCCUUUUUGUCACUUAAGACGGCGAUCUGUUUACCCGCCUCCUGUUCCGCCGCCCACAUGGACACGAUGCUACGGAAACUCUUGCAGAAUCUUCUCAACUUAGAGCUCAACCCGGAGGUUCCUUUGGUAAGGGAUGAUACAUGCAAGACGGCCGAUCGUGAGCCCUACGAUGGACUGACCAUAUUCACCAUAGUCGUAUUGUCGAUAUUGGCUACCCUUAUGGCCCUGGCCACUCUAUAUGACUACCUGUUGUGCCAGGACAAGAAAAGCCUAAAUGUGUGGAUCAAGGCGUUCUCGGCAAGGGCCAACUGCCGAGUUCUCUUCCGACUGGUGGACACCAGGAGCAAUCCCAAUGUCAUAGACUGCAUCCAUGGGAUUCGGUGUCUGUCGUUCAUCUGGGUGGUAUAUGGGCAUGUGUAUCUCGUUUAUGUCUUCGGUCCCAAUAUGAACUAUGUCGACCUGGACAAGUGGCGCAAAUCGGCGUACAGCAUGCUAUUGCAACAUGCUGCUUAUUCGGUGGACACCUUCUUUUUCCUGAGCGGCCUCUUGAUGGUAGUGAUUGCCCUGCGUGCAAUGGAGAGGACCAAGGGAAAGCUCAAUGUGCCCCUAAUGUAUCUGCAUCGCUAUUUGCGGCUUACUCCCGUCCUGGCCUUGGCCAUCAUUGUGUACAUGAAGAUCCUGCCCCUGAUGGGCGAUGGCCCACUUUUCGGAAAGGUCAACUUCGACGAGUACUCAAAGUGCGAGCGCACCUGGUACUGGACGCUCCUGUAUGUCCAGAACUACGCAACCCACGAAAUUUGCAUAGGUCAUUCCUGGUAUCUGGCCGUCGACAUGCAGCUGUACAUCAUUGCGCCCCUGCUCCUCAUCGCCCUCUUCAAAUGGAAAAGGAAGGCCGCCGCGGCGAUCUUUGUCAUCAUGCUGAUCCUGGCCGCCUGUCUCUUCAGCAUGAUGGUCAUCAAGAACAUUUCCCUUAUUGCGCCGACCCACGAUGCAAUGAAGAAGAUAUAUUUCUCCGCACACACUCGGGCUUCUCCGUAUCUCAUUGGCAUCCUGUUUGGAUACUUUCUGCACGUCCACCGGGGCAAGUCCUUCAAGCUGAACCCCCUCGCAAUCCUGUUAGGCUGGCUAAUUAGCCUGGCCCUGCUCUUCACCUGCUUAUUUUCGGUGUUCGGGUAUGCGAAGACUUCGGACACACCACCAAUUUUGGAGGAGGCAUUCUACCUGACCUUCACGCGGAUUGCUUGGCCCCUGGGUCUCUGCUGGGUGGUGUUUGCCUGCGUGCAAGGAUACGGCGGGCUGGCCAACAGCUUCCUUUCCUCGCCGCUGUGGCAGCCUUUGUCCAAGCUCUCCUACUCCGCCUACAUAUUCCACGUGUUCAUCGAGAGCCUCACCGGUGGCUUAACGCGUACGAACACAUGGUUCAGUGACUACCAAGUGAUGCUUCGAUUCUGGGGCGACUUUGGAUUUACCCUGCUCCUUGCCUUCGUCGUGUACAUCCUGGUUGAGGCGCCUUUCGGAAAUUUGGAAAGCCUCUGGCUGCCCACCAAAAAGCCUCAUCUCCCAGCUGCCGAACAGUCAAAAGCAAAAUCAGUGGAAUGUAAACCGCCUGUACCACCGUUGAGAAAUAAACUGCCCCUUCCGGAAGACGGAUCUCGAAGCUCCUUAAAAUAAGUACUUAUGUUCACUGAGAUAAUAGUCUAAGAUAUUUAUAAUAGGUUAAGAUUU